Dama dama (fallow deer) is the source of this 2830-nucleotide messenger RNA. It is a transcript of the gene ODAD1, whose product is annotated as outer dynein arm docking complex subunit 1. Gene Ontology annotation, cellular component: axoneme. Gene Ontology annotation, biological process: outer dynein arm assembly; cilium movement. The record is from RefSeq and is a predicted model, not a curated record. The transcript is spliced from 15 exons. The coding region runs from base 203 to 2311 and encodes 702 amino acids. Lineage: Eukaryota; Metazoa; Chordata; Mammalia; Artiodactyla; Cervidae.
AGGCCUCGUCGUGGCUUUCUCGGCCCCUCCUCCCCAGCCUCCCCUCCCACGGCUUUCUUCGGUGGCCUUGGUCCCUCCCCGGCUGCUGUCCUCAGACCUUCAUUGGCCCCUUAUCUCCCCAGUAACCAGACCACAACAGUGAGCUUGGAGUACCCAGGACAGGUCAGGCACUCCAGCAGGAGCCUCACCCUCUUUGGCCAAGAUGCCUUUUGGACUCUCGGCUGGGAGCACUCGUUCCGAGGAUGGAAGUGAGGCCUUCCUGGAGGGAAUGGUAGACUGGGAGCUGAGCCGACUGCAGCGACAAUGCAAAGUGAUGGAAGAUGAAAGGCGAGCCUACAGCAAAGAAGUCCAUCAGCGCGUCAACAAGCAGCUUGAGGAGAUCCAGCGCCUGGAGGGGGUGAGACACAAACUGCGGGUGCAGAUCAGCAUUGCCCAGAGCCAGGUCAGGAGGCUGCGGGACAGUGAGAGGCUGGAGAACAUGGGUCACCUGCUCAAGUGCCAGGUCCGGGUGCAGGCCGAGGUCAAGGAGCUGCAGGCACAGAACCAAGCCCUGGACAGGCAGAUCCAGGAAUGGGAGAGCCGGAACUCUGCCCACAGCAAGAAUGCCAGGUCUCCAGGAUGCGUCCAGGAUCAUAAGGUCAAGAGCCAGCGAAGGAUCAAGAGUCUCGAAAACCAGCUGGACAAGGUCAUCUGUCGCUUUGACAUCCAGCUGGCUCAGAACGCGACCUUGAGGGAGGAGCUAGAUCUCCUGCGGAUCGAGAGGAACCGCUAUCUUAACGUGGACCGAAAGCUCCAGAAGGAGAUCCAGCUCCUGAAGGACUCGGUCAGGAACCUCAUGGUCUCCUCCACCUCCGCCUACACUGUCAGGGAAGAGGCGAAGACCAAGUUAGGCAUGCUUCGGGAGAGAGCUGAGAAGGAGGUGGCCCAGAACGAGACAGAGGUGCAGAUCUUGCAGCGGCAGAUCGCGCACUUGGAGCAGCUGCACCGCUUCCUCAAGCUCAAGAACGGCGACCGGCAGCCGGAUUCCGCCAUCGUAGAGAAGCGCGAGCAGCGGGCCCAGGAGGUGGCCGAAGGCCUCCGGAAGACCUCCCAGGAGAAGUUGGUGCUGCGCUACGAGGACGCCCUGAAUAAACUGUCCCAGCUGACCGGGGAGACCGACCCGGACUUGCUGGUGGAAAAGUAUCUGGAGUUGGAGGAGCGGAACUUUGCGGAGUUCAACUUCAUCAAUGAACAGAACUCGGAGCUGGAGCACUUGCAGGAGGAGAUCAAGGAGAUGCAGGAGGCCUUGGUGAGCGGGCGCCGCAGCGAGGAGGACCGGCGAGCGCAGCAGGAGCAGCAGCGGGCCGAGUUGCAGCAGCGCGUGGACGAUGUGCACUCGGAGGCCGACGACCUGGAGGCCCGCUACCACAAUUUUCGCGGGCAGCUGGAGAAGCUCAAGACCAACAUCCAGCACCUCUUCACCAGGGUCCAGUGUGAUAGCACCCUCAUCAAUGACCUCCUCGGAGUCAAGACCCACAUGAGAGACCGGGACAUCAGCCUUUUCCUGAGCCUCAUCGAGAAGCGACUGGUGCAGCUCCUGACGGUGCAGGCCUUCCUGGAAACGCAGAACUACACCUCCACCAGCAUGCUCAACGCUUCCCUCAUGGUGCUGGGCCAGAGCUCUGAGGAUUUUCCUAAGAAGGUGGCCCCGCCUCAGCCCCCAGACAACCUGGAGGACCCCCCAGGUUUUGAGGCCAAAGACGACUAUCCUUUGAGCAAGGAGGAGCUGCUGAGCUCUGUGGUGAAGGCGCUGGAGGCCCGGGAGCAGUCGAAGGAGCAGCACCUGAAGGAGCUGGUCGAGGGCAUCAAGGUGGAGAGCACCCCGAGCAUGACCUCCAGCACCCCGAAGGUCAGCUCCAGCUCGUGCCUGGUGACCCAGCGGCCCACUCAAGCCCCCGGGUCCAUCAUGAGCCACAAGACCAGCGGCAUCCUGGUGUCCAGCGGAGGCCGCGCCACCAGCUCCAACGUGGGCCACGUGACCUUCGGGGAGUCCAGCGCAGGCCACGUGACCUUUGGCUCCACCAGCGCCACCACGGGGGGACUGAUGUCCAGUCGAGGCUCCACCCCGGGCCGUGUGACCUUCCGAUCCCCCAACUCUAGCAGCUACCUGGGGUCCACUGGAUAUGUGGGGUCCAGCAGAGACCACGAGAGCUUUGAGGCGAGCAAAGGUCCUGGGUCAGAAUCGAGCGGAGGCCUCGGGUCCAGCCCCGGCCCUGCCUCCAGCACCGGCCAGGCCUCCACAACUAGCAAGGACUCCCGGAACAACUACUAGGGCACCCCGCCCCUGGCUCCUCGCAGGGCCUUCUCUGGGUCUCUGCCUCUUAGGACUCAACAUCUUUCUCACCGAGCUCCGAGCUCCGGGAGAGCUGCCUGCACACCUGUCUCCAUCAACCCUUCCCUGUGUUUCUGUGUCUCUUCCUAUCGGCCCCUCCCUCAUCAGCCUCCUGGUCUCCCUCUCUGUUUCUGACCCGACCUUCCCUUUCGGUUGCCAGAUUUCCUGUUCUCUGGGUUUCCCAUUCCCUGUGUCCCAGUCUUGUCCCCAUGUCUGUCUUUUCACCUCUGCUCUAACCUCUCUGAUGAUCCCUUCCCCUCCUGUUUCAGCUUCCCCAUUUCUAACUCCCUCUCCUCACCUCCCUCUCCCAGGCCCUCCUUGCAUCUCAUGUCCCUGCUUCUGUAGGUCCUUGUUCCUUGUUCCCUUCAAGAGUCCUCAGUACUGACUCGUGGGGGAAGAAUUGGGGGCAAAGAUGUCAGGGCUGGCGUGAGCUGUGACCAUAGGAAAUAAAGGCCAGAG